AUGGCUGAACAAAUGCAAGCUUGGCAAGCCGCCAGCCCAGGCACCUUCGAAUCCGUCUUCAAACACCACCCCUCCAUCACCAAACCAACUCCCGAAUCCCUCAAGCCAGGCCAGAUCCUCAUCCAAGUCUCCCGCGCCGCUCUUAACCCAGCAGACUACAAGGUCAUCGAGCUAGGCCUCGCCUCGCGCGCCAUAACUUCCUACCCCAAGACUCCCGGCAUGGAUCUCAGCGGCCGCGUCGUCGCUGUCGCAGCAGAUGUCACUGAUACCAAGGCAGGCGAUUAUGUCCUCGCGCGCGCAUCGCCUCUCAAGGCGUUUGGGUCGCUUGCUCAGUUCACAGUCUGCGAUAAAGAAGGAUACAGCGUUAUUCCUGAGGAUAUGGACUUGGAUCAAGCUGCUGGUGUGGGAACCGCUGGUCUUACCGCGUACCAGACUAUCCAGCCAUAUGUCAAAGCCGGCGACAAGGUGUUUAUAAACGGUGGUUCAGGCGGUGUUGGACUCUGGGGUAUCCAGAUUGCCAAAGCGCUGGGCUGCCACGUUACCGUUUCAUGCUCAACCGGUAAAGCAGAGCUAUGCAAGAGUCUAGGCGCAGACGAUAUCAUCGAUUACAAGACAAGCGACGUCAUGACCGAACUACGCAAGCGCGGAAAAGUGUUCAGUCUCUGCGCAGACAACGUAGGAGACUCACCUCCUAACUUGUACGGCGCGUCAAACGACUACCUCCUGCCCGGAAGCAGCUACGUUUUCGUCGGCGGUCACGUCUCAGCCAAGAGUUUCCUAAGCUUGUCUGCUGGAAUCGUGCGCCCUGCGUUUUUGGGUGGUGUCAAGGCCAAGUUUGUGAGUUACAUGACGGUGAACAAGACAAAGGAUUUGAACCAGUUGAGGGAUUGGAUGGUUGAGGGAAAGGUCAAGACUGUGAUUGAUUCGACGUUUGGGUUCAUGGAGGCGGAUAAGGCGUUUGAGAGCUUGAAGAAGGGGUCUAGCGGGGGUAAGGUUAUCGUCAGGGUUGAGGAGUAA
Messenger RNA from Fusarium pseudograminearum CS3096, 1017 nucleotides. RefSeq lists its product as uncharacterized. NCBI's taxonomy places the organism in Eukaryota, Fungi, Ascomycota, Sordariomycetes, Hypocreales, Nectriaceae. Gene Ontology annotation, molecular function: oxidoreductase activity. Gene Ontology annotation, cellular component: mitochondrion. The coding region runs from base 1 to 1017 and encodes 338 amino acids. The record is from RefSeq and is a predicted model, not a curated record. The transcript has a single exon.